AAAAUGGAUUAUAGCAGAUGGCGCUUCAUUAGCUUGUUGAUGUAGAGAAGUGUGCUUAGUGUUCAAUUGGUAAUUUUAUUAUUCAAAACAAUGAAUAAAACUUUCCAUUGAAAUAUGCCACGCCGCGAUAGUUCUAACUCGGACAGCGAUCGCAGUGAUCAUCGAAGGAGAUCUAGAAAAAGUAAAAAAAGAAAAAGAUAUUCAUCAUCAUCUGAUAGUGAAGAUUCAACUUCAGACAGAAAGCAUUAUAAAUCCAGUCGAAGUAAUUCAAGAAGUCGCUCCCGAUCACGAGAUUAUUCCCGAAGGAGUCGUUCCAGAUCCAAAGAACGUUCGCACAGAAGCCGGUCAUGGUCAAAAGAAAGAUCUCAUAGAAGUCGUUCCCGAUCAAGAGAUAGAAAUCAUAGGAGUCGUUCUCGGUCUCGAGAACGUUCCCGUAGAAGACGGUCUCGAUCUCAUUCUGGUGGUAGAAAGCAUGAUUCUAGGUAUAAUUCCAGAUCAAUUCGCCGUCGAUCACGAUCUCGUUCUAGAAGUAAACCUUCUAGAUCGAGUUCACAGAGUGACUCACGUUCCCAUAAUUCAAGAAAAUCACGACGAUCAAGAUCAAAAUCCCAUUCACCUCAUAGGUUGAUAUCAUUUCCACUAAAGCUUACUUUUUUUUAUAAUGCCUAUAUAAAUUUUCAAAUAAGUUUUAAACAUCUUAAAUCAUGUUGUUAAUG
Molecule: messenger RNA, 716 nt
Organism: Centruroides sculpturatus (bark scorpion)
Lineage: Eukaryota; Metazoa; Arthropoda; Arachnida; Scorpiones; Buthidae
Exons: 2
Coding region: 115-714 (199 amino acids)
Source: RefSeq, a predicted model, not a curated record